AUGGGCAACGGCCUCUCCCCGUGCGUGAGCAUGCCGGCCACGGCCCCCACGGCCGUGAGGCUGGUGUACUGGGGCGGGCAGACGCGGGUGCUGCUCGUUAACGAGGAGGACGACAGCCUCGACGGCGAGGGAUGCUCCACGGCGGGGGACGUGGCGGCCGAGCUGCACCCGCCCGGCGUCCACGUCGUGUGCCCGUCCGACUGCUUCUUCGUCGGCCUCCCGAUCCCAAUCACGCCGCCUACCGAGCGGCUCCUGCCCGGGCGCACCUACUUCGUGCUCCCCGCCGCGCGCCUCUCCCCCGGCUGGCCGUCCGACAAGGCGCCGCCGGUGCUCACCGCCGCCACGCUCGCCGCGUUGUCGGGGGGCGAGAAGCGGUUGUCCCUCGCCGGCCCCGGCGACUGCCCCUUCGAGUACGUCAAGGGCGGCGCGGCCCCGCUCAUCCGGGUCCUCCCGGAGUUCAUCGAGAAGGUGAUCACCUGCGACGGUGCCAGUGACGGCGCUGUCCGGCGCGGCAAGUGCGGCGUCGCGGCUGCCGCGGCAUCGGCCACGGAGCUGUGCAGCACGCCCGAGCUCAAGAGGCACUACGCGCAGCUCGUCGGGCCGAGGACCCGGCCCUGGUCCUGA
Molecule: messenger RNA, 624 nt
Organism: Lolium rigidum
Lineage: Eukaryota; Viridiplantae; Streptophyta; Magnoliopsida; Poales; Poaceae
Exons: 1
Coding region: 1-624 (207 amino acids)
Source: RefSeq, a predicted model, not a curated record